CUGUGCCAGAGUCCAGUCAGGUGAGGGUCUCUUGAACUAUUCAGAUAGUCAGAGGAUUGUUGCUGUCUGUGGCUUUCUGUUACUUUCUCUAUGGCUGCGGUUGAAACUGACUCCAAAGCUCCUUUCUCUCUGGACUCCUACCAUGUCUCUGAGGAGCUCGGCUUCAUCCUCCCUGAGCCUCUGAAAGACCUUCCACCAUACUACAAGCCAUGGAUGGAUAUUGCCCUGAGAGUCCCAGAGCUCGUGCAGUCUCAUGAGCUGCGCUCCCAUAUUAACGAGAUGCCGAUGCUGAGCAGCAAGUUUCUGCAGAAACACCGUGAGUUACGGCUGGCCCACCUGGCCCUCAGCGCGAUGACCAUGGGUUAUGUUUGGCAGGAGGGCGAGAAUGACACAGUUGAGACGCUGCCAUGUAACCUGGCUGUUCCAUUCUGCGAGGUGUCACAGCGCUUAGGACUUCCCCCAAUCUUCACCCAUGCUGAUGGAGUGUUGGCUAACUGGAGGAAGAGGGACCCUGAGGGGCCUUUUGACAUGGAGAACCUGGAGCUCCUGGUCAGCCUCCCAGGAGGAGACAGUGUGCGGGGUUUCUUCAUGGUCACUCUGCUGGUGGAGCUGGCAGCAGUUCCUGCACUGAGGAGCAUUCCCACUGUGAUCAAUGGUGUCGGGUGUGGUGACACUGAGGCUGUGGCCAGGGCUCUGGAGAACAUCAGCCAGUCUAUAGAAGACAUGACAGAUGCACUCAAAUUGAUGCAAGUGCACGUGGAGCCUGCAGUCUUCUAUGGCAUCAUGAGGAUCUACCUGUCUGGGUGGAAAGACAACCCCAGUAUGCCAAAGGGUUUGGUUUAUGAAGGGGUCCAGACAGAAGCGAUGGAGUACUCAGGAGGGAGCGCUGCACAGAGCAGCCUGCUGCACUGCUUUGAUGAACUUCUCGGAGUCAAACAUGAAGAAAAAAGUGGUGCCUUUCUUACCCGCAUGAGGAACUACAUGCCACCUGCUCACAAGCAGCUGAUCCAGGACAUCUCGUUGCAACCCUCCCUGAGGAGUUUUGUCCAGCAGCAGGCCGACGAGCGGUUAAGCCAGGCUUUUCAACUCUGUGUCACAAGACUGUUGGCUUUGCGCAGCUACCACAUCAACGUUGUCAGCCGCUUCAUCACUGUACCUGCUGCCCGCGCACGACAACUCCGUGACCAGAGCCGGGACCUCGAGGCGGAGAUGAUCAGCAGAGCGCCCACUGCACUGGAGGAGAGGGGUACCGGUGGCUCCGGUAUCAUGACCUUCCUAAAAACUGUGAGGGACCAAACAAAAGACGCCUUCCUGCCUGAGACGAGUUAAGAGAUGAAGUUGAUGUGAACUGUUAUCACUGAGAAUACACAGCAGAUCAACUACAUCACUUAAAACAGGAAGUAAAUCACCUCUGAUUAUUGAGCACACUAUUUAAUCCAGUAUGUCAUUAAAAGGAUGUCUUUUGGCAGAA
Molecule: messenger RNA, 1471 nt
Organism: Seriola dumerili (greater amberjack)
Lineage: Eukaryota; Metazoa; Chordata; Actinopteri; Carangiformes; Carangidae
Gene: ido1
Product: indoleamine 2,3-dioxygenase 2-like
Exons: 10
Coding region: 91-1329 (412 amino acids)
Biological process (GO): 'de novo' NAD+ biosynthetic process from L-tryptophan
Cellular component (GO): cytoplasm
Molecular function (GO): metal ion binding; indoleamine 2,3-dioxygenase activity; heme binding
Source: RefSeq, a predicted model, not a curated record